AAAAUCUUUGAGAAAUAGAUGAAGACCCCUGAGGAAAUAAAUAAAUAAAAUUCAUUUACAUAAAAGGUGUACGACUAUCACAGAUUCACGCGUCUUCAGUAUUCAUUGCCCUCUCAACUUUGUUUCUCCUUCAUCACUCCCAAGCAGCUUCCGCUUACUUUCCUUUCUCUCUUCACAAAGAACUUCUUCAUUGAUGUUAUUAAUUAACAGUUUAGUGUUAACCACAACUCUUGUGCAGCACAUACAUACACUUCUUCAAACUUCAAACAUAUGGCAUCCGCCUCUUCUUCCACUUCAAUCCACCUACCACCACCACGAUCAUGCACCUAUCACGUGUUCUUGAGUUUUAGAGGAGAAGACACUCGCACAGGCUUCACUGGCCAUCUCUAUGCGGCCCUCAACAGAAAGGGAAUCACAACCUACAAAGAUGACCAAAACCUUCGCAAAGGCCAUGUUAUUUCAAAAGAACUCCUCAAAGCAAUUGAAGAGUCCAUGUUUGCAGUAAUUGUUUUUUCACCGGACUACGCUUACUCCAGUUGGUGUUUGGACGAGCUCCAAAAAAUCAUGGAGUGUAAGAACCAGCUGGGGCUACAGAUCGAGGCAGUGUUCUACGGUGUGAAGCCUUGUGAUGUGAGAUACCAAAGAGGAACCUUUGAAGAAGCUUUCAAGAAACACGAAGAGAGACAUGACAGUGAGAAGGUCAAAAGAUGGAGAGAUGCGCUAACAGAAGUUGCUGCUCAUUCUGGUUGGACCUCCAAAAAUCAGGACGAAGCAGUACUUGUGAAAAAUAUUGCUCAACAUAUAUUUGAAAUAUUGAUUCCUAAGUUGCCAUCUUCAAUGAAGAAUCUUGUGGGGAUUAAUUCAAGAGUGGAACAAGUAAUUACUCUAAUUGGCCUUGGAUUGAAUGAUGUUCGUUUUAUAGGCAUAUGGGGAAUGGGCGGCAUGGGUAAGACCACUAUUGCUAGAGCUGUCUUUGAAACCAUUCGAAGUAGCUUUGAAGUUACUUGCUUUCUUGCUGAUGUAAGGGAGCAAUGUGAGAAAAAAGAUAUUACUCGCAUACAAAAGCAACUUCUUGAUCAAAUGAAUAUAAGUUCAAAAGCUGUUCAUAACAAGUAUGAUGGGAGGACAGUAAUUCAAAACUCUUUACAUCUGAAAAAGGUACUUCUUGUUCUUGAUGAUGUAAAUCAUGAAAAACAAUUAGAGGAUUUGGCUGGGGAGCGAGAUUGGUUUGGUCCUGGAAGCAGAAUAAUAAUUACAACUAGAGACGUAGAGGUGCUAAAGGGACCAGAGGUGCAUGAAACAUAUAAGGUUGAAGGGUUAGUGGAAGGUGAAGCCCUUAACCUCUUUUGUCUGAAAGCCUUUAAACAGCAGGAGCCUACAGAAGGGUUUUUGGAUUUGUCCAAAAAAGUGGUCAAAUACAGCGGUGGUCUCCCAUUGGCACUUAAAGUAUUGGGUUCCUAUCUUAAUGGUAGACCUACUAUUGCGGUUUGGUAUAGUGCUAUUGAAAGAAUAAAGAAGUCUUCACUUUCUGAAAUUAUUGAUGUGUUGAAAAUAAGCUAUGAGGGUUUAGAAGAUAGAGAAAAGGAUAUUUUUUUAGAUAUUGCUUGUUUCUUUAGAGGAAUGCUGAAAGAUUCUGUAACAGAGAAAUUAAAAAGAUCUGGUCAUGAUGCUGAAAUCGGUAUUGAUAUUUUGAUUAAAAGAUCAUUGGUCACAUUAGAGCCGGAGAUAUGCGGGGAGUUUACUCUGGGGAUGCAUGAUCUGCUUGAAGAAAUGGGCAAACAAAUUGUUAUUCAGGAAUCUCAGAAUGAUGUUUGUAAGCGUAGCAGAUUGUGGUGUUUGGAGGAUGUUGAAUUUGUACUUACUCAAAAGAAGAAAGUUAAAGCAACUCAUGGCAUCGUUCUACAUAAUUGGUAUAGCUGGUAUAGCAAGACUGAAGUGAAUCAGAGAGAUUUAUCUUUCUCAAAAAUGUGCCAGUUAAAGCUUCUCAUUUUAGAUGGCGUGGAAGCUCCCAUUCUCUGCGAUAUUCCUUGUACAUUAAAAGUAUUUCGCUGGAAUUAUUGUCCACUGAAAACUCUGCCCCUUAAAGAUCAUCAACGCUAUGAACUUGUUGAAAUUAAUCUGUCUAAAAGCCAAAUUGUAGAGUUAUGGGAUGGAAAGAAGGUUUUAGAAAAGUUAGAGCACUUGGAUCUGUCACGGUGCAAGCAGCUGAAGCAAACGCCAGAUCUUAUUGGGGCUCCCUAUCUUAAAAAACUUAAUCUUUGUGAAUGCAAGGAGCUGGAUUAUAUUCACCCGUCUCUCGCACACCACAAGAGGCUUGUUGAAUUGGAGUUAAGGGAAUGUGAAAGUCUUGAAACACUUGGAGAUAAAUUGGAGAUGAGUUCACUCGAGAUACUAAAUCUAAGCUGGUGCAAUAGUUUGAGAAGAUUGCCAGAUCUUUCUGGGGCUCCCAAUCUUAAAAAACUUAAUCUUCAGGGAUGCGAGAAGCUGGAUUAUAUUCACCCGUCUCUCGCACACCACAAGAGGCUUGUUGAAUUGGAUUUAAGUGGAUGUAAGAGUCUCGAAACACUUGGAGAUAAAUUGGAGAUGAGUUCACUCGAGAAACUAGAUCUACGCUGGUGCAGUAGUUUGAGAAGACUGCCAGAAUUUGGGGAAUGCAUGAAACAGUUAUCGAUUCUUGAUCUGGAAGGUACAGGUAUAGAAGAGCUACUCCCAACGCUUGGCAAUUUGGCUGGCGUGUCUAAGUUGGACUUAACUGGAUGCCACAAGUUUACUGGUCUUCCCUUAUCACUUGGAUGUUUCGUUGGCCUUAAAAGGUUGGUGUUAAGUAGAUUCGUGGAGCUUAGUUGUCUUCCUCACAAAACUCAUGGGUUAGAGUCCCUCAGAGUCAGAGCUGAUUAUGAUGAUUCUGACAGCUCAUCUAGAGAAGAGUCGACCCUUUCCUAUGAUAUUGCCCACUUAGCCUCGUUGACGCAUUUGGAUUUAUCUCACAGCAGUUUUUUAAGAGUUCCAAUAACUAUCCAUCAACUUACCAGACUUAAAUGUCUGAACGUAAGCUGUUGCGAUGAAUUGGAGGUUUUACCAGAGCUUCCAUCAAGUCUACGAGAAUUAGACGCACAGGGUUGUGAUUCACUGGAUGCAUCGAAUGUUGAUGAUGUUAUAUCAAAGGCGUGUUGUGGCUUUGCAGAAUCAACUAGCCAAGAUCGUGAAGACUUCUUGCAAAUGUUGAUCCCUAGGAAGGAAAUUCCAGCAUGGUUUGAGCAUCAGGAAGAAGAUGACGGAGUAUCAGUGUCAUUCCCGCAGAAUUGCCCUUCAAUUGAAACCAUCGCACUUGCUCUCUGUUUCCUAAUUGAAAAAAGAUGUAUUGACGAAGAAAAUCCAUCGGUGAUCUGCAACGGUUAUCAUCAUCAUCUUGAUAUAGGACGUAGAUAUGGAGCACGUUGGGUGACUAAGCAAGACGUUGAAGGUUUCAAGAAAACAAAAUCAAAAACUGGGAAAAGGAAAGCUACUCUUCAACGUAUUAUGGACAUCAUCUCACAUUCUUCACCUUCUACUUCUGGGAAUAAGAUGCUUGUGGUUGACCCUCCAAUGUAUGAAGAAGAGGAAGAACAUGAUUGCCAAGCUUAGAUCUCUUCAGCUAAAAGGCUCCUCAUAUUUGAAGCUAUUGACACAGCUCACUGCAUCCAUUCAACUGCCAUUUAAACCCAGAAAGAAAUCAACGAGUGAGACUUGGCAAGCCUGACGUGACAGAUUCAGAUUCAUUAGAGUGUGAAGGAGAAAAUCUGCAGCCCAUGACAUCUUUUCUUUCCAAAAAGGGUCCAGCUUUCAAAGAAAAGAAUACACAUUGGACAAAAGCAACUCUCUGUGCCUA
Molecule: messenger RNA, 3868 nt
Organism: Arachis ipaensis
Lineage: Eukaryota; Viridiplantae; Streptophyta; Magnoliopsida; Fabales; Fabaceae
Source: RefSeq, a predicted model, not a curated record